CUACUACUACUACUACUACUACUACUAAAAAAAAAAAAAAGAAGAAACAUGCAGAGCUUUAAUCCGCUGCAUUGAACGAGUUCAGUCGUCUGCAAAACACAGACCUUAGGGACACUGACAUCGAAUGACAGGUGGCUGAUGCAUCUUUUGAGUGGCAGUACCUAGUAAUCACGCUAGCUAGAUGCCGCUUGAUGAGUCCAGUCUGUGUGCACUUAUACCCAAUGCCGUCUCAAGAGUCUUAGUGCUCAUGGCAGCCUUAUCAUUUCAAAGGGCUCUAGUACCAGGUUUAGCAAAGGGCGCGACGCGAUAAAUGGAAGAAAACUUGCAGGCCCACCUAGCUCGAAUUAGUGUCUCCGAGCGUGUAAGUCAUUGCUCGAUUACUUUUCGUGCCCUUUUCUCCCACUCGGCCAAGGUCAACAUACCCCUAUUUCCGACCACCAGAAAUUGCCGACCGAAGCAGCCAUAUGCUGGCCACACUGCUCGGUCUAGCCCAUUCUUUCGCCCCCAUGUUCACAUUAAGCAGAUGAAAAAUUUGCAGACGAUCAUUUCGCGAAUAAGGGGCCGUCGUCUACCCAUCGGCUCAAGGCUCCUAGAAUGGUGGAUGGUGCAAAAACGGGACGAUGGGCGGUCGCUGUGGUUGCCAACUGGUUGGCGUCGCUACGUCCCUCUGCUCCAAGACACUUCUCACACAGUUCGACAUCAGCCGGUCGCGUCGCAGCACAACUCAACAGGCGAUCGCGCUAAACUCGGCCACGUACGGGCCCACCUAAAUGUGUCGUGCUAGCCAAGCUUGCCAGGUAGCAAAGAGGGAGACUUGCGAUGCUGGGAAGCUCGCUAGACUAGUCUAGUUCCGAUUGAAAGCUAUUUAUUAUACUAGGGGCCGCGGUUGCGUCUUCUCCAGUGGAAUCCGUGCGGUUCUCAAGUAGUGCCGUUCGG
This is a messenger RNA of Pyricularia oryzae 70-15, 936 nucleotides long. RefSeq lists its product as uncharacterized. NCBI's taxonomy places the organism in Eukaryota, Fungi, Ascomycota, Sordariomycetes, Magnaporthales, Pyriculariaceae. The transcript is spliced from 2 exons. Bases 311 to 784 code for a protein of 157 amino acids. The record is from RefSeq and is a predicted model, not a curated record.